ACUUAGUAUUCUCUAUUGUGUACUCCCAAGGUAUACAUAUGUUCAAGAUCGGUCUGAAAAAAUUACUCGUAUCGCUGGCCUCCAUUUCGAGAAUUGGAAAGCCAAGAGUUAGACACAUAUUGGUAGUUGUUUUUCUGGAACACUUCGCCUGGGGCCUUCUGACAAUGCCUAUGAUAGCCACCUUAAAGGAAACCUUCCCCGACCACACGUUCCUAAUGAACGGAUUAGUCAUGGGUGUCAAGGGAAUACUCUCGUUUCUAUCGGCGCCCCUGAUCGGAGCUUUAUCGGAUAUGUAUGGGCGGAAAGUGCUGCUCCUUAUAACAGUGAUCUUCACUUGCUUACCAAUCCCCAUGUUGACCACCGAUAACUGGUGGUUCUUUGUGAUCAGUUCGACUAGUGGAGUUUUGGGCGUUAGCUUCUCGGUGGUUUUUGCCUAUGUAGCGGAUGUCACCACAAAGGACGAGCGCUCUAGAUCCUAUGGAUUGGUAUCGGCCACCUUUGCUGCCAGUUUGGUGAUCGCCCCAUUUUUGGGCAAUCUCAUUAUGGAUCUUUACGGAAUUAAUACUGUGGUCUUAGUAGCGACUUUGGUCUCCACAACAAACGUGAUGUUUGUACUUGUGGCUGUUCCCGAAAGUUUACUAAGAAACGUUAGAUCCACUGGAUUGAGCUGGAAACAAGCAGAUCCUUUUCUAGCACUACGAAGAGUGGGUUCGGAUCCCAAUAUCCUGCUAUUGUGCAUAGUGGUAUUCAUGUUUCUACUGCCCGAAGCUGGGGAAUAUUCCAGUGUACCAGCCUAUCUGAAACUAACAAUGGGAUUUGAAUUUAAGGAACUCUCCACGUUGAUGGCUUUAAUGGCUAUAUUAAGCAUUUCGAUAAACUUGACCUUGGGAUCUAUAGUGAAAACAUUGGGUGCCAAGAAAGUUAUAAUACUGGGAUUACUUCUGGAACUGCUGCAACUAAUACUGUACGCCAUAGGACACGAAAAGUGGCAAAUGUGGCUAGCUGGCAAUGUAGCUGCCCUGAGUUCCAUCACUUUUCCGGCAGUGAGUUUCUAUGUAUCGCUCUACACGGAUGGCGAAACUCAGGGAGCAGUUCAGGGAAUGAUCACGGGAAUGUCGGGACUAUGCAGUGGACUUGGACCCGCCCUGUUUGGUAUCGUAUUCUACUUAUCCGACAUGGAUUUGAGCGAGGAUCGGAUUUUGAUAGGGAGUGUAAGUGGAGAUCGCACAGUGGCCGGUCCCUUUAUGGUUGGAGCUAUCUCUGUGUUUAUUGGCAUUCUGUUGGCAUUGUAUAUCCCAGAUGAAAAGGUUUCCAAGGAAAAGAGAGGGGAAUUUUUCGCCCUAAAGCAUAUCAUUGAAAUGGAGGAGGCGUCCAUUUUAUAGUUUAAACAAAUCUGUAUUUAGAUAACUUGUUUACUUAAAAUUGGUAGUUACAAAAACUUUAUUUAUAA
Molecule: messenger RNA, 1450 nt
Organism: Drosophila santomea
Lineage: Eukaryota; Metazoa; Arthropoda; Insecta; Diptera; Drosophilidae
Product: hippocampus abundant transcript 1 protein
Exons: 1
Coding region: 39-1382 (447 amino acids)
Biological process (GO): transmembrane transport
Cellular component (GO): membrane
Molecular function (GO): transmembrane transporter activity
Source: RefSeq, a predicted model, not a curated record